UUAUAAAUUAUAUUACACUUAUUGGACAAGCCAAUAAAUGUUAAACCAAUCCAACAUUAUUUAUCAUGGUAAUUAAUAAAAAAUUUCCAAUGUGAAUGGUUUAAAUAACCAAAUAGUGAUAUAGUUAUCCAGACCCAAAUCAAUUUAACAACUACAUUGCUGUUGUUUUUGAAAAACAGAAAAUAAUCGAUUUUAAUGUGCUCUGCAUGAAAACAAUAGAUUAUCGCAUUCGCUCGAUUACUUCGACUAUAUCGAUUACUUUCGAUGCGAUAACAAAAUGUUCGCUAUGGAAACAUAGCAAUUGUCAAAAGGAAAUUAAAAUUUGAUUUGUGCAACAAGAAAAACGCUGACAGCGACCAGGCGACCAGCGACCGACCGAGAAAACUGCUUCAGCGAUGGCGCUGCCUGAGCAUGCCGAGCUCAAAGAUUUGCAGUGCUUCGAGCUGCGUCCGCUUAUUACCAAUUUCAGCUGUAAGCUUUCCGCUGUCACAGUUACACCGUUUGAUGAAAAGCAAUUCCUGUGCCUGGUCAGCGAGGAAAAUGAGAUUGUGUUGCGCUACAUUAGCCCCAGCGGUGGGGCGCAGGAGGUGCUCAAGAUGAUUUCGUGGUUUCGGCGCACCAAUCGUGUCAUCCAUGACGUCUGCUUUGAUCCUGCAGGCGUGUGGCUCUUGGUUCUGUGUUUCGACAAUACUCUGCAUAUUGUGCCCGCUUUAUCUCUGGUCGACAAGUCGCACAAUCUGGACACAUGUUCGUUGUAUAGCACCAGCCAGGUGACGUCCUACAUCAUCCCUUUUGUGGGUCCCCAUGAAUGCCCUAACUCCAAGAAGUGCCCCAACCAUUCCACGGCUCUCGAAGAGCAGCAGCAACAGCAGCAGGUGGAUGAAUUGGCGGAGCAGCUGCAGCAUGUGGGGCUAGAUAAAGAAGCUGUUGAGAAUAUGGAGGAGGAGCCCUUGGGUCACGAGUUGCCUGAACAUAUGCUGGCCAAUCCCCAGCCAGCAGCUGCAGUGGCAGCUCCAGAAGGCGGAGCAGGUGCGGAACAAUCUGUCCAGCAUAAAGCACAGCCCUUUGAUGCCACGGGUAACAGCCAAGUGAUGGCCACCUCAUUCAUGGCCUCAAAGACCUGUCCUUAUCCGCUCUCUGUCGUUUGGUGGAAGACUUCCAGCGGAUUGAAUCGUGCCAUCAUUGGGUACUCGGAUGGCUCUAUUUGUUUUGUGGGUCUCAGCCCCAAUUGUCCAAUGAUUGCCAGCACAUCCAUCCAAAAUGGUUCAGUGGUACGCUUGACCAUUUGCAAGGACAGUUCAACGUUUGAUGGCGUCAUGUUGCUGAUUACUUCAUCGCUGAAGGAGCAAUUCAAACUCCUGCUCGAACAGAAGGCUAUUAAGUACGUAUAUCCUGGCGACAGCUCACCCACAACACGCGAGGGCGCCUGGCAAAUUGUCAUGGCCGUGCACUCGAGGCAUCAGAAUGCUUCGGGCAACGAUGCGCGUCAGAGCAACAGCUCUGAUCCAGCUUCCGACAGCAGUCAACUGGAAGAGGAUGUUUUUGCGCCUCCUGCCAGCGCAGAUGAAGUGGCGCCCAACACACAAACAGCGCCGCCACCUACUGCGGCUACGACUACGGCUCCUGCUGCUUCCGUUGCCUCUGCGCCCUGUGAGAGCAGCACUUGCUUGCCACCAACGCCGCCUCCUGCGCCGCCUUCGUACAGCGAAAGCAACGCGAUACGUUAUCAACAGCAGCUGACCGGUAAUAGCUUCGAUGGCAUUCUGCCAGCCACGAGGGCGCGGCUUGCUUCGCUCAAAAGUCUUGGCUCCAAAAAGCUACAGGCCAUCAAGAUGCGUCUGUCAGAUCAGCGGCAGAAGAUUGAUGAAUUUAUGCCCGAGUCAAAUGCCGGAACGUUGGCCAUCAUGGACUCCCCAUCGGUGACGCCAGAACCAUUGGGAAACACUCAGGGCUCCUUCUACAACAUUCAGAACCUGCGCAGCACGUAUUUGUUGAGUGCGCUGCACAGCAACAGUUGCAGCCUGACGGUGCACAGCAUCGAUAUCAAUUUGAAGCCAUUGUUUCUGUAUAAGAUUCCCAAGCACUGUGUGGACAUACUCAUUAGCUCUAACAUAUUGUAUGGUGUGCAAUACGUAGACUUGCACAACAACAACGAUUCGGCCAGCUCGACAGCUGCCUGUUCUCUUGAGGAACCCGUCGUGGCUAACACCGAGAAGGAGAGUCUGGAUGCGGACACCGAGAAGCUGGAGCAGAUUGACCAGGGUACCAGCACCAACAAAAGCGACGAGACAAGCGCAACAACGACGAGUGCAUCAAGCAUCGAUCAAAGCGAAAUGCCCACCAACGCCAUCAAUGCGGUCAGCGUCAUCAGCAGCGCGAUGGCUUCACUGCAUACCACCGACGAUGAUCGCUUCAAUCACCAAGCGCAGCUGGCGCUCUUUCGCUUUGAGCAGGAGACUGUGCUCCAUCUUUAUCAGAUGGCACAGUUUCGCAACGAGAGCAAUCCUGUUGAGACGCUAUCGAAGGAUGAGCGAGCAAAGGCAUUCGAGAUCAAGGAUAUUCACACGCCCAUGGACUAUGUGCAGUUCUACGAGUCUGCGGAUGUGAACAAUGAGUUCUCGCUGCGACAAAUGGAGAUUAUGCAGGGCGAGUUUCCCAAGAUCAACUAUGAUCCCUGCUAUGUUAUAACCAAUAAGAAUGUCUACGCCAUUCAACUCAAAAAGGAACCAUUUGAACUCUUCCUGGAUGCGGCGCUGGUAAGCUCAUGGAAUCAGUGCCGAGAGUUUUGCAACACCUUCGAUCUGUCCUUCGAGCACUGCAUUGAGUUUGCCGGCGAUUACUUGCUGCGCCGCAAGAAGAUCACUCAGGCUUUGAUCACGUACAAUGUGGCGAGAGUGAAGCCAAUUAGAACUGCUCUCAAGUUGGCCAUGUAUGGACAUACCUACGCAUUGAUGCAGUUGAGUGCCAUGGCUCUGAAAUCGUCGUAUUUGCUGCGCUCCCGCCACCUGUGUCAUCCGCUGCUGAAGAGCAUGCUGUCGGAUGUCACCUAUCGCCACUCUGAAGAUGUGCGCAGCAUUCUACCGUUGAGUGUGAAGGAUGAGGACACGGUGGUCAACAGUGGCAUAUCCUGCAGCGACUAUCACUAUGGCGUCGACGAUUCAAUCAGUGCACUGCAAAUGUCGCCAUCGUCGCAGUUUCAUUUGGCCAAUUUGUUGUUAAUUACGCUGGCCGAGAAGGCUGUCAAUGACAAGAACUAUUUGCCUCUCUGGAACUUUUUGGUGAGCAACAGUAAAUACCAUACCAACAUGACGAGCAUUGUCCUCUGCCAGAGCGGACUCUUUUCCUCCGCCAUCAUAUUGGCCAAGGUGCGUGGAGUUUGCCUAGACACGUUCAAUGCCUUGGUCAGCGUUGUGGGCCAGGAGUUCGGCUGGUACAAUGAGCUCAACGUAUGUCUGUACAAUCUUAGCCAAAACAUUUUUAUGGAGACUAUCACAUACUUGCCGCUUGUGUCCAUGGACUACUUUACUUUUAUACAAGAUAAACUAGAGCACAUUCGACCCUGUGUGCUGCAGCGUCUGUCUGCGCAGCUUAAUCCUUUUGCAGCUGCACUGCGUCCCAUUGUAUCAUACAGCUGCAGUUCCUCGAGCAACAAUGACAAUAAUGCGCAUCUCUUUGAGUUCUGCAAAUGCCUGAUCGAAACCUAUCUGGCCGUGCUUAUUCACAUGGAGUCGCAGCGCGUCAAGUACGACUCCAUUGUGAACGCUUUGUCCAACUUUCGCAUCAACUAUGAGGACAAUCAGUUUGCCAUUGCAACGUCGCGGUUCAAGCCAAUCUCGGCUGGUUGCGCCUACUGCGCCUGCGUUGUUGAUGGUGUCGCCUACUUCUGGGGUUCCAGCGGAGUGCCCUGCUGCUUUAGCGCGCAGAAGUCAACGGAACCGCCGGAGCCUGCACAUGCUGUCAAGACAUUGGAGCUGCUCUCGCAACUCAACUUGGAAGUACAUGCGCUCAAGUGUGGACGACAACAUACUCUCAUAUUGACCAACAAUGGCCUGUACGCCAUGGGCAACAACAGCCUCUGCCAGCUGGGCAUUGGCCAGCACAUGCAAAUGGCGCUGCAGCCGAUGUUGGUCACAGGCUUGGAUGGCAUGAACAUCACCUUGCUGGAGGCAGGACAAUAUCACAAUGCAGCCGUUGUUGAUGGUAAACUCUAUAUGUGGGGCUGGGGCAUCUAUGGCCAGCUGGGCAAUGGCAGCUGCGAGAACAUUGCAACACCAAAACUAGUCAGUUUCUUCAAGUACAAGAAAGUCUUGCAAGUUUCACUGGGACAUGCGCACAGUUUGGUGCUGUGUCAGACAAUCCACAAUAAUUACUCAGAGGCUAAUCGCUGUGACAACGAGCUCUUUGUGUUCGGCUCCAAUCAUUUUGGCCAGCUGGGCAUUGGCAGCACGGAUCAGUCGGAGACUAAGACGAGUCUGCCACUCCGCCUCAACCUGGGCAACAACUGCAGCUUAAGACUGAUACAUACGAAAUUUUUUUACAAAUGUAAGUGGAGGCAGAAUUCUUUGGAUGAUGUUACUACUGAUCAAUUUUGCUUACAGUUAGCUGUAGAUGAGGAGGAACGCAUGUACACAUGGGGCAGCUCGCCACAGGCGCUGCGUCUGGCCAAUCAAAUAAAGCGUCGUGCCAACGCCAAGCAAAAGUUGGAGGAGAAUCAUCAGCGCGAGAUGCUGAGCAAGCGGCUUGAGGAAACCCUCGUUCCAGCCAGCAAUAGCAAUAGUGCUUUAGUGGAACCGACUACAUCCUACGCUGCGGUGGUCAAUGGUGCAAUUCCUAAGGCCCGAGAAGAAACCAAAGAGUCCAGAGAGAAUGAGGCUAUAGCAUCGAAUGCGACUGAGACUAUUGGCUCAAAGUUGACUGCGUCCACAGAGGCAGAGUCGAGCACUGCGGGGCCAACGACUGUUCCUGUAGCUGCAGCACCGCAGGUCACUGAGCCAGAUCCAACGGAGCACAUGACGCCACAUCUAGUGGACACCAGUGAAGUGGCUGGUCAAAUACUUCAGAUCUCCAGCGGACUGUUUCACUUUGCUCUUAUAUCGUCGACGUGUACGCUGUAUACUUGGGGCAAGAAUCUCGAGCAUCAGCUGGGCACUGAGGAUAAAGAUCGACGCGCCGUCCUAAAGCCAUCGCCCAUCGACAGCAUUGAGAGGCCGAUGUACGUGGAUUGUGGAGCGGACUUCACGCUAGUCAUGACCACGGAUCACAUCGUGAAGGCCUUCGGUGGCAAUUCGAAUGGACAGUGUGGACGCGACUUGGGCGCCAGUCUGGAUCGCAUGCGUCAGCGUGUGGUCUGUCUGCCAACCACCAAGCGUCUAAUGCGAUUCGAGAGCCAGUGUGUUGAGGCGCCAGUGGAGAUUAAUUUGCCACGUCCACGCAUCCGUCUUGAUCAGGAACCAGUGCGUUACUUAAAGGUGAUUCCGCCGUAUCAGCCACACUUUCUGCAGCAGGCGAACAUCAACUUUGAGCACCGCAAUUCCAUGGCCACGCUCAAUAACUACAAGUCGAGCACGGAACAAGCUGGCACAGGCCAGGACUCAGAUGAUUUGCUCAGCAGUCUGGAGAAUCUAAGCCACAACGAUGCCAGCUAUUCGUUCAAUGCAGCACACAUGGCCAACGAUGCCAACAGCUCGUUGGAUCUCGACUACUCGCCGGAGGAGCAAAGCUAUCUACCCUUGCCAAACCAGCCAACGACUGCGGCAGGCAUGACGUGCAAUAAGGCUGCGCUACUUGGACAUGGCAUGGACGAUGUUAGCACCUGUACGCCCAGCACGGAGGAUGGCGGAGAGGGAGCCGGAGCAUUGCAGCCGCUGCGGCAUUAUAUACACUACUGCCUGUAUGCCUUCCACGGCCUGUACAACCCAGAUAAAAUGGGCGAAUGCUCGCGGGCGCAACGCAACGAGUAUCGCAUUCGGAUCUGCAUGCUCAACUUUCGGUUCGUGGAGGCGUUCCAACUCUGUUUGCACAGCUGCGACAGCGGCCAGCGCACACUUAAGCUCUUCGAGUACUUCAGCAAGGACACGGGCUAUGUGCCGCUGCAUCGCUCGGAUCUCAAGCAUCUCAUCUAUCACAUGUGCGUGCACUUUCUGGAGCGCAAGUUCGAUAUGCUCGAGUGUGAGCGCUACUUCAUGGGCGAUCUCGACUACUAUUGGCUGGAGCUGGCGUAUGUGUUUUACUUCAACAACAACAACUCGGCACUUGAGCAGAAUCUCAACCAGAAGUUCAAGCAACUGAUUGCCGCAACCGAUAGCAAUCAGUCUACAUCGUCAAGGAACGAGAAUGUGCUGCAGGACACCGAUGCCAUUUUUGAUAGCUUCACGGUGAAGUUCAAGACGAUCCUCUGCCAGCGUCUGCUCAGCUAUUGUGAUGCCGAUGCGAAUAAUGCCAGCAAUUAGCAUUGGCGGAUAAAUUGGCGUCGUCGUCGAGGGAGAAGGUCGAGGGAGUUGUGGUUCUUGCUUUGAAUUUUCCUAGUUAAUCCAAAAGUAUUCUCGUGUCUCUUUUAAUUCACUUGCGCUUAAGUUAAAAGUUUGUGUUUAUCCUUCUCCUUAAUUGUUUAUAUUCUCAUUUCCUUCGAACAUUUUUAAAGAUUUGUUGUGAGUUCUAGCAGAUCCCCAGAUACCGAUCCACAAAUAGACCAAAGAAACAUCAAUAUUGGCGUCAUUUUUCACACACACCCAUAUAAUACAUAUGCAUAAGUAAAUAAUACAUAUUAUGAUUAUUAUACCAUUAAUCUAUUAUCUAUUACCCGCCCACACACACACAUACACACAUGUUUAUACUUAAUUACAUAAUUGUUGUUUGCGGUUCUCUGCGCAUAUUUAUAUAAAUAGCUUUUAUAGCGAUGUUAUUUAAGAGAAAUAUUUAAGGCAAACAAAUUGUUUAAAGAAUUUAAUUUUGUAGUGCUUUGUUUGCUAUUGGCUUUAAUUAUUCGAAACGCUUUUUGUUCACUCAAUAAAAAUAAACAAACAAAAAACAAAAACACUAUACAA
Messenger RNA from Drosophila sulfurigaster albostrigata, 7043 nucleotides. RefSeq lists its product as uncharacterized. Bases 396 to 6449 code for a protein of 2017 amino acids. The record is from RefSeq and is a predicted model, not a curated record. The transcript is spliced from 14 exons. Lineage: Eukaryota; Metazoa; Arthropoda; Insecta; Diptera; Drosophilidae.